CAUACAUUAACCCCAUCCCCAUCACAUCUAAAUAUAUUCUUCCCCAAGUCUUAUCACUUACAAAAUAACCCAACCCUUGCAAUUUUAGCUUUAAAACAGAUCUGUUUAGAGCUGGAAGCUUUCUUCAUCAGAAGCAGUGAAAGAAUUGCAGAUCUGUUGUCUGGCUUUGGAUUUCAACUUUGCACUAAUUCUGACUACAAUCAGUGAAGAAAAAGAGGGAAAAAUGAAAUCAAAACAUACCCGUUUUCUUCUCGAUAUUAUAUUAGUUGUUCUAAGCAGUCGACACCUGUAAACAACUUGUGCAUUGUUUCCAAGUUCAAGAGGGUAUAUAUUGGCUGCUGCAAGCAAUUUACAAUGCCUGUUUCAACUUUUGUUAAAGGCUUAUCAACUUUGAAAGAGGGUAGGUUUCUGUUGUGGCUGCCAUUUCUCAGGUUUAUGCUUUUGAAAGCACUGCUGCAUAAAAGAAAAGCUUAAAGGAAAGAGAUAGAGAUAGAGAUAGAGAGAGAGAGAGAGAGAGGAUGGUCUACUGACCUGGACUGUGAUAUGUCAAAGGCCUUUCAUCACACUACAUAAUCCAAAGUACUAUUUUUUGUGUGUAAUAGUAAUCAUCAAGACACAUAGAACAUCUCAAUCCCACCAUUUUUUUUUCUCAUCUGCUUUCUCUUUCUAACAUUUCUUCAAAGGAAAAGAAAAAUCCAGAUUUUCUUUCCUUUUAGCGAGGAAAAGAGGGUAUAAGAAAAGGGGUGGGGGGAGGCUUUUGAGUUGGUUUGUGAGAAAGGAAUGAACUUGUUAUGGAGGUGGAUGAUAUUCAGACACAAGCCUGUAAGUUCUCAACAGCUGGUAAUGAUGGAAGAAAUGGGUCAAGCAAGGUUGAAGACAAUGAAGAUGGAGAUGUCACCAGAAAGGCUGCUGCAAACGGCGGCGGAGUUUUAGCUGAAAGUGGUGGCACUAAUUCACUUAGAGGUUGGAGCAACUCUUCGAGAAUUAUUAGGGUUUCUCGAGCCUUGGGUGGCAAAGAUCGGCACAGCAAGGUUUGGACUUCGAAAGGGUUAAGGGACAGGCGAGUGAGAUUGUCUGUUACUACGGCUAUACAGUUUUAUGACUUGCAAGAUCGAUUGGGUUAUGAUCAGCCUAGUAAAGCUGUGGAGUGGCUGAUUAAAGCAGCUUCUGAUGCAAUUGCUGAGCUUCCUUCACUCAACGCCUCAUUCCCAGACACCUCAAAGCAACUCAGUGAUAAGAAAAGAGCGAGUGAGGGUGUUGAGCAAGGGUUUGACUCGGCUGAAGUUGAGUUAGAUGGUGAUCCGAGUCAUUACCAACACAACCAAACUCAACAACAGCACCUUUCUUUGUCGAAAUCGGCUUGUAGUAGCACGUCCGAGACGAGCAGGAACUCAAGUUUGUCCCUUUCGAGGCCGGGGAUCCGUGCGAACCGAGUCAAGGCUCGGGAACGAGCUAGGGAAAGGGCAGUAAAAGAAAAAGAGGCUCAUCAUCAUCAACAACAAAUCAUGAACCCCAUUCCUCAAAACUCCACCUUUACUGAGUUACUCACCAGUGGCAUUGGCAAUGUCAGCAACAAUAACAACGCCAGUCCUACUUCAGCUUCAGCACAUCAAAACCCCAAUGCUAAUAUGACUGCCAGGGUUUGGCCCGUGACUCAAAUGGAUUAUUUCGCCUCAGGACUCCUUGGACCUUCUUCUUCAAGAGGAAGUCAUCAUCAUUCCUCAGCUUUUCCAGGACAAAUCCAGCUUGUAAACUCUUUGCAACAUCCAAUGGCAACACCACCAGUCACUUUGUCAAGUGAAAACCAUCAAGAGAUGCAUAAUUUCUCGUUUGUUCCGAACCCUGACCAUCUGAUCCCGGUGGCAACAACAACAACGACAACACAACCGGGGCAUGGGGUUGACUACAAUCUCAAUUUCACAAUCUCUUCUUCAUCCGGCCUUGCUGGUUUCAAUAGGGGGACCCUUCAGUCCAAUUCUCCUUUUUUGCCUCAUCACCUCCAGAGGUUUUAUUCUAUAGAUGGGUCAUCACAACCUUUAUAAAUUUGUACACCAGCUGUGGAUAAUCAUCGCCACCACCACCAAUUCCCAGCUUAUUUAGACGGCCGCUUGCAGCUCUGCUAUGGGGAUGGAAACAGGAACUCAGACCAGAAAGGAAAAGGAAAGAACUAAUCAGUUUCCUUGAAAAAGAAGGUUCCCAUUUUAGCCCCCCAAUCUUUUCCCUGG
Molecule: messenger RNA, 2225 nt
Organism: Hibiscus syriacus
Lineage: Eukaryota; Viridiplantae; Streptophyta; Magnoliopsida; Malvales; Malvaceae
Product: transcription factor TCP2-like
Exons: 4
Coding region: 792-2042 (416 amino acids)
Biological process (GO): regulation of secondary shoot formation
Cellular component (GO): nucleus
Molecular function (GO): sequence-specific DNA binding; DNA-binding transcription factor activity
Source: RefSeq, a predicted model, not a curated record